Lepisosteus oculatus (spotted gar) is the source of this 5263-nucleotide messenger RNA. RefSeq names its product S-phase cyclin A-associated protein in the ER (gene scaper). Gene Ontology annotation, molecular function: zinc ion binding; nucleic acid binding. NCBI's taxonomy places the organism in Eukaryota, Metazoa, Chordata, Actinopteri, Semionotiformes, Lepisosteidae. The record is from RefSeq and is a predicted model, not a curated record.
ACCCGCCCUGUUGUCUAAAGCUUAUAAGUCAUUGGUUAAUCUUUGUGCCUGUCACCGAAGCGUCAGAAUCUUUCCUGCUUCUUUUUAGGUUGUCUAGGAGCUGUCAGCUGUGCCUUGUGUAGUUUUUUUUUCUUGCCACUGGUUUGCAGCUCAUCACAUUAAGGCGCAAAUCUUAUCGGCGUCCUGAUCAGAAAUCACAAAGAAAAGCUUCGUCGCCUGCCCAAUGUCUAAGGACUGCCGCAGCGAAGGCAGGCGGCGUGGAGCUGGCCAGCACCGGCUCGGCCCGGCGCUUGAUGGCAGGGAGAGAGCGGGGAAGAGAGCGGGCCCAGGCGGGGAUGGGAGGGAGAGAUCGGGGAGCAACAGCUCGGGAUCAUCGCAUGGAGGAGGCAAAGGCAGGAACACUCCCAUCAACCUCGCCCUGAAGGCUUCCUUCCAGCGCUCCAACAGCCAUGACAAGGUGAGGAAGAUUGUGGCAGAGGAAGGCCGCACCGCACGCAACCUGAUUGCCUGGAGCGUGCCUCUGGAGAACAAGGAGGACGAUGGAAAAUCAAAAACGCAGUCCGCCGGCAAUCCAAGGUCACAGCGAAUCGGUGCAGGGCUGCACAGAAACAAAAAGCAGAAUGCAGGGGUCUCUCUGGACAAGAAUGCGGACAAGAGCCCCACCAAGGCCAGGCAGCCUCGGAAGGUGGACCUGAGGGCCCGCUACUGGGCCUUCCUCUUCGACAACCUGCGACGGGCCGUGGACGAGAUCUACGUCACGUGCGAGUCGGACCAGAGCGUUGUGGAAUGCAAGGAGGUGCUGAUGAUGCUGGACAACUAUGUACGGGACUUCAAAGCCUUAAUUGACUGGAUACAGCUCCAGGAGAAGCUGGAGAAAACCGAUGCCCAGAACAGACCCACGUCUCUGGCUUGGGAAGUACGCAAGAUGUCUCCUGGGCGUCACGUGAUAUCUAGCCCGUCUACUGAUCGAAUCAACCCAUCGCCCAGCGCGCGGAGGUCCCUAAACUUUGGGGGCCCACCACCCACUUUGGCAGCAACGCGCCUCGCUCCUAGCGGCCCCAGCUGGGCGGACAGGGUGAAGUGCACGCAGUCUGCCCCCGCCUCCAGCCACGCCAGGCCCGGGGUCCCCCUGUCCUCCUCGCACGCCCUGCCCCCCUGUCCCACAGAGAAACCUGGAAGGAAGGACGCGGAGGGCUGGGAGACAGUACAGAGGGGGCGGCCAGCGCGCCCCCGAUCCGCCACCGUGGUGCCCAAAGCCAGCCCUGCCCCCGCGCCCCUGAGCCCGAAAGACGACAGCGACAAGGAGAACCUGGAGCAUGGCCCCUCGCCCCAGAACCAAGACAAGCCCCCCCCGGAGCCGUGCCAGCAGAAAGAGCCCGACACUGCCGAGGAGAAAACGGACAGUCAGAAGCCAGCUGUCAUUCAGCAGUCCACAGCAGACAGUCCCGGGGAUUCAGAGCCGCCUGGCAGCGCGCCCUCGCAGGAGGCCGAACCUCCCGAGAUCCACACAGACGCGCUCUGUCCUUCGCAGGGCGCGGGGGGCGCCGCCGCCGCAGCAUCUGGCCCGGGGCAGACUCCCGCUGCAGCCGUGAAACUGGAGAGCGCGCUGGACCCCACAGAGCUUUCCACUACCCAGACGAUGGCCGAGGUCCUGGCGAAGAAGGAGGAGCUGGCCGACCGUCUGGAGAAGGCCAACGAGGAGGCCAUCGCCAGCGCUAUUGCGGAGGAAGAGCAGCUGACCCGCGAGAUCCAGGCCGAGGAGAACAACGACCUCGAGACCGACAACGAGAGCGACUUCUCGGCCAGCAUAGGCAGUGGAAGUAUGUCUUGCUGUGGCUUGAACAUGGAUUGGAAUGAAGUCUUGGCCGAUUACGAAGCCCGCGAGCCCUGGCGUCAGAGCACCUCCUGGGGGGACAUUGUGGAGGAGGAGCCAGCCCGCCCCCCAGGCCAUGGCAUUCACAUGCACGAGAAACUCUCCUCUCCCUCUCGCAAGCGGACCAUUGCGGAAUCUAAGAAGAAACACGAAGAGAAGCAGCUGAAGGCACAGCAGCUCCGCGAAAAACUCAGAGAGGAAAAAACUCACAAGCUGCAGAAGCUCUUGGAGAGGGAGAAGGAGGUGAGGAAGUGGAAGGAGGAGCUCUUGGAACAGAGGCGCAGGAUGAUGGAGGAGAAGCUGCUGCAUGCGGAGUUUAAACGGGAGCUGCAACUCCAGGCCAUCGUGAAAAAGGCACAAGAGGAGGAAGCAAAGGUGAACGAGAUUGCGUUUAUAAACACUCUGGAGGCCCAGAACAAGAGGCACGACGUGCUGGCCAAGCUGAACGAGUACGAGCAGCGUCUGGGCGAGCUGCAGGAAGAGCGCCAGCGGCGGCAGGAGGAGAAGCAGGCGCGCGACGAGGCCGUGCAGGAGCGCAAGCGGGCGCUGGAGGCCGAGAGGCAGGCGCGCGUGGAGGAGCUGCUGAUGCGGCGGCGGGAGCAGGAGGCGCGCAUCGAGCAGCAGAGGCAGGAGAAGGAGAGGGCGCGGGAGGACGCCGCGCGCGAGAGGGCCAGAGACCGGGAGGAGAGACUGGCAGCCCUGAGCGCAGCUCAGCAAGAGGCGAUGGAGGAACUGCAGAAGAAGAUACAGCUCAAGCACGACGAAAGCAGUCGGAGGCACAUGGAGCAGAUUGAGCAGAGAAAGGAGAAGGCCGCAGAGCUAAGCAGUGGCAGACACAACAACACGGACUACGCCCCAAAACUGACACCUUAUGAACGCAAGAAGCAGUGCUCUCUGUGUAAUGUCACGAUUACCUCAGAGGUGCACUUAUUCAGCCACAUCAAAGGGAAGAAACACCAGCAGGCAGUGAGAGACAGCAGCAGCAUCCAGGGGAGGGAGCUCUCCGAUGAGGAAGUGGAACACCUGUCCUUAAAGAAGUACAUCGUGGACAUCGUGACCGACAGCUCUGUCGCCGUGGAGACAGUGAAAGACGGGGAGGAGAAGCAGAAGGCGAGGAAGAAAGCGAAGAAGCUUCGAGCUCGGAUGAGCUCCAGGGGAAAAGAGUAUGAGACCUCUCUGGAAGCAAAGGCUCACAUCCCUGACUCUCCAUACAAAGCCAAGCUCCAGCGACUGGUGAAGGACUUGGUGAAACAACUCCAGGGGCAGGACAGUGGUCAGUGGCCGAGCAACAAGGUGUCGGGCCUGGACAGGACUCUGGGCGAGACCUCCCGCAUCUUGGAGAAACAGAACAAUGCAGAUCAAGUAGCAUUUCAGGUCGGAGGAGGACUCUCGGCCCUGGAACAGAUUCUGCAGGUAGUCACGGCAGCCUCUUCCCUGACUGCAGUCCCUCGCAUUCCUCUGAAAACCCUGUGCACAGCCAUAAAUACCUACUACCUAGCAUGCAAUACCUGCUACAGCAAUUGCUCUUACAUCCUGUUUGGUAACAAGAUCACCUUCCUAAUGGAUCUCCUCAUACAUCAGUUAACGCACUACGUCCCCGAUGAAGACCAGUCUAUCUGUGGGCGGAGUGUGAAUAAGCAGGUCUUUGAGGGGCUGACGACGGGACUGCUCCAGACCAAUGCCGCAGUCCUGGAUUUUCUGCUCUCUUCCCCUCCUGAGGGUGGCACUCCUUCCAACACACCCCGGGUAUCGCCACAGGAGACCAGAAUCAAGCCCACCUGCGCUGAGGCCUUCAACAGUAGAGUACAGGAUCUGAUCAGCUAUGUGGUGAACAUGGGCUUGAUUGACAAGCUGUAUGGCUGCUUCCUGUCUGUGCAAGGCCCAGUGGAUGAGAACCUGAAGAUGGCCGCCUUUCUCCAGUACGGUACCGCGCUGCUCCAUGGGAUGUGCAAGCUGUGCUUCGCUGUGACCAGCCGUUCCCCCAGCAUAUUUGACAACAAACGGCAGGAUCCAACUGGACUGGCUGCGCUGCUUCAGUCCACAGAUUUGGUGGGGGUGCUGCACAUGCUGUACUGCAUCCUCCUACACGGGGCCACGCAGGACCCCAACACAGCCAGUCCCGUGGAGGGUUACCCCCAGAGUGUCAUCCAGGUGGCCAUCCAGAGCAUUCGCUUCCUGAACAGCUUUGCUCUUCUGGACCUCUCAGCAUUCCAGUCUGUUCUAGGUGCUGAGGGUCUCUCUCUGGCCUUCCGCCACAUUAUCAGCUCCCUGCUGUGGUACUGCUCCCACCACACCUGCGAAGAGCUACUGCACGAGGUGAUCAUCUGCGUGGGCUACUUCACCGUCAACCACCCCGACAACCAGGUAAUCGUGCAGUCUGGCAGGCAGCCCAGUGUGCUGCAGAAACUGUGUCAGCUGCCUUUCCAGUACUUCAGCGACCCGCGGCUCAUCAAAGUGCUCUUCCCCACACUCGUCUCCGCCUGCUACAACAACCCCCAGAACAAGGUCAUCCUGCAGCAGGAGAUGAGCUGCGUCCUGCUGGCCACGUUCAUACAGGAUUUUGCUCAGAGCUCAAGCCAGACAGAAAACAGAACAUCCCAGCAAGAAGAAAAAGUCUCUCAGUCUCUGGACUACCUCGAGCUGUCAAAUCGCUUCCCCCGAGAGCUGUGGGAUGCAGCACUGCAGUUUUUCCUGAAGAAGAAGGAUGAUUGAUUCUGUGCAAUGGAUUGUCUUUUCUAAACAGACCAAUUAGCUUGAGCAAAUUCUCAAUGAAAAAUGUUACACUACAACCCCCAAAAAAAUCAUGUUUUGCUUUGUGUUUUCUCAUAUGGAAGGCUAACUUCACUGCGAGGAUUUGUUUAAUGAUAGUCUCACAUGGGCACUUAAAAUUCAGCAGACACGACAAGCUGUUUUCUUAUGACCUUGCCCAGUGUUUCUCAGCAGUGUCACAGAUAGAAUUAAAAGGGGUGACUGAAAUACUGGGGUAUUUAACUGGAAAAAAAACACAGAAAAUAGAAAGCACAUUUAAAACAAAUUAGUAAUUGGUUUGUGAGUGAACAGCUCUUUUGAUAUAUAUUCAGUACUUGGUUUCAAAAAGCACUGUUAUAGAAAGGCUGGGCAGAUUUUCUUGAGUUUGAAGUUUCUGGAUUUUGUAUUCCAUUAUUUUUAUAUAUACAUUGUUUUCUGUAAUUUACACUGUUCAUGUGUCUAGGUGCUGUACAUAAUGUUCUCUUUUUGUACUCAUGAGCCAUUUGAGGUUUUUGGGGUUCCUCAUUUGAGUGUGAAGAUGCCACAUGUAAAGUCUGCAAUACAAAGCACUGCAACAGAAUAUAAUUUAUUCCAUAAUUUAAGUUUGUAUCACAUAUAAUAAAAUAAUUUAUUCAUUACCCA